AUGGCAUUUGGAUCCAAGAGGGCGCGCCGUCCACGCCUGAUCUCGUCGACACCGAGCUUCUCUUCUGGUGAUAGAGCAUCCAUCGGCGAAUUUGACGAUGCGGACGGGACACGAGCGAUGCGGCGCAAAAACGACAGUCUACUGUCGGAUGAAAGGGGCAGACUAGCAAAUGCAGACGGAGUGCGCGAAUGCAACGUCUGUCGGAACGCCUUUUCGAGCAGCUUUCGGAUGCCGGAGCUGUGGUGGGCUCCGUAUUGUAGGAGGUCGAAUGGCCACUUUGGCUACGAAGCUACGCCCGAUGAGAAUGGCAACAUUGCAGAGAUCAUUAGUUGGGCCCGCUUCCUCAUCAAGGUGCUGGAUACCAAGGCGCAACAUACCUGGUGCAAGAUGAACGUCUAUGUGCGAUGGCUCGCUGCCACGCAGCAGACCAUGGUCGUCCUCUUUGACCCGCCGCUAGAUCAGAGAGACAGGUGGACGAAACUGCUGCUGGAGCAGGAGCCCCGGAACAAGAUGGAGGACCCGUUCUGGGUCUAUUCGACGCUGGUAGGGGAGAUUGUCAGCCUCCAGGACAAGGCCGUCUGGACCGCUCGCACGCACAUCCGGAAGAUCGAGAAGAAGAGGGAAGUGGACCAGUGGUCGGCCGAGCCACCGAGACCAAAAUUCUCUUCCCUUCACGAUCUGGCCAGGCACGCAACCCACGUCUCCGAGACGCUAGACGUGGCCAUGACCACCAUGGCGAGCAUGCUGCGGCACCACACACUCUUCUUGGAGGCCAGGCAGGUUAGCCGCCCGGCGAGUCCGAGGCCGAUAUCGCAGACCGUCCACGAAAGGCUGCUCUUCUUCGAGCACAUGCUCGCGAGCCUCCGCUGCCGAUCCUUGUCCAAUAAGGAGCGUCUGCAGAACGAGAUCCAGCUGAGCUUCAACGUCGUCACCCAGUACGACGCCAACCUGUCGCUGCAGAUUGGCUAUGCCGCCAAGUCGGACAGCCGGGCCAUGCGGACGAUUGCCUUUCUCACCGCGGCCUUUUUACCGGCCACCUUCAUGUCGGCCAUCUUCAGCACCUCCUUCUUCACGUACAAUGGCGAUGCCUGGGCCAUGUCCAGCCACUUCUGGGUCUACUGGGCCUUUGCCCUGCCGCUGACCGCGCUUACGUGUGGCCUGUGGUACGCCUGGCAGCGUAGGAACAAGACUGACUGUGUGGGCAGAGUGGCCGGGUCGAUAGUGUGA
Molecule: messenger RNA, 1227 nt
Organism: Grosmannia clavigera kw1407
Lineage: Eukaryota; Fungi; Ascomycota; Sordariomycetes; Ophiostomatales; Ophiostomataceae
Exons: 3
Coding region: 1-1227 (408 amino acids)
Source: RefSeq, a predicted model, not a curated record